UAUAAUACGGGUAACACAGAGUUUAACCAAGACAAAAAUUUCAAGCGUCCCCAGCAACGAUCUUUAUCGUAAUAUUAUUUAGCUGCAAGUCAAUUAUUUUCUUGUUCAAAAGAAUGUUUUCUUAACUAAUCAAGAUUUUCAAGCAAUAUUCUUAAAUGAGAUAGAGGGAUGAUGUCCACACCAUGUUGACAUGACUCUAGAAUGGACUUGCUGGAGAUAGAGAAUCUUCUGAAGAAAGCCAUAGCAAAUGAAAGAGAGUUACUUAAUCUGAGUAACAGAAAUAUGACAAUUUUACCAAGUAAUAUACAUCAGCUAUGUAAAGUGAAGAAACUAUUACUUAAUGAUAACAAGCUAUUGAUGCCACCUUCAGAGAUCAUGACCCUAGUCCAAUUAGAGGAGUUAACUUUAGACAACAAUAACUUCACCAUGCUACCAACAGGAAUAUCAAAGUUGACAAAUUUAAAACUUCUCAGUGUUUGUCAUAAUCCAUUGAAUAUUUUGACCCCAGAAAUAGGUCAGCUUACUUCAUUGACACAUUUGUGGCUUGUUGAAUGUGAAUUUAUCAAUAUUCCAGAAGAGAUUGGAUGUCUCUCUAGUCUACAAACUCUGAGCUUGAAAGGGAAUAGAUUGACAUCAUUGCCGUCAACAUUUGGUGAUCUCAGAAUGUUACGAUGGUGUUGCCUAGCAAAUAACAUAUUAGACUCCCUUCCUAAACAAUUUUCAAACCUGAAGUCAUUAGUUUAUUUAGAUUUAAAUAGGAACAAAUUUUCAUCAAUACCAGAGUGUUUAACAGACUGUGUUGAGUUGAUGUCAUUACAUAUGACGGGAAAUGAGGUGAUGUCUGUAAGUGAUGAUACACUUCUAGCUCUGGCGAAGCUCACAAAAUUUGAUCUACGGGAUAAUGCAAUACAGGAUAAACCUGACCAUUGGAAGGGUCUGGAUUAUAUUCUGGUUGGUAAAACUGGCAUAGAGGGCCUAGAAGAGGAAUGCAACGGUCUUGAUGUGAGGGCAUUUAUACGAGGAUAUCCCUCUGAUGAUGAUGAGGGUGAUGAAGAUGACGACGAUGAAGACGACGACGACAAUAAUGAUGACGAUGAUGACGACAACGAGGAUGAUGAUGAAGAGGAGGAGGUGGACAAUGAUGAGUCAAAAGAAAUUAAUUCUGAAGAAAAAAAUGCUCUGAACAAGAGGGAAAGAAAAACUGACAUGCACAUAGAAACUGAUGAAAAAGAUUUAACAAAGUCUUGAUAGAUACAAAACAGGAUAGUCUAUGAAAUAUAAGAGUAAUAUAUACAGGAUGUCAGUGAGAAAUGUGGCUCAUUUUGUAUGUUGUUAUCAAUUAUGCAAUCCAUAAUUAUUUACAGAAAAGUGCUAUAAAUUUUACAGGGAAAAUAAAUGCCUUAUGGUGUUUUUUUAA
Messenger RNA from Ruditapes philippinarum (Manila clam), 1417 nucleotides. RefSeq names its product leucine-rich repeat protein SHOC-2-like. The transcript is spliced from 3 exons. The record is from RefSeq and is a predicted model, not a curated record. The coding region runs from base 202 to 1248 and encodes 348 amino acids. NCBI's taxonomy places the organism in Eukaryota, Metazoa, Mollusca, Bivalvia, Venerida, Veneridae. Gene Ontology annotation, molecular function: protein binding.